Molecule: messenger RNA, 1331 nt
Organism: Verruconis gallopava
Lineage: Eukaryota; Fungi; Ascomycota; Dothideomycetes; Venturiales; Sympoventuriaceae
Exons: 2
Coding region: 321-941 (206 amino acids)
Biological process (GO): regulation of DNA-templated transcription
Molecular function (GO): zinc ion binding; DNA-binding transcription factor activity, RNA polymerase II-specific
Source: RefSeq, a predicted model, not a curated record
CAAGCACCCAUCGCCUCCCCAACCCCACUCUCAUGUCCUUUCCUGCAGGGUUGUGGAGGAGGAACCUCCGCAGCCGUGUAUGCAGUAAUGUAAUUUAUCCACCGAGUUCCGCUUCCACGUAGCCAAGCCUAGAACUUUGGGAGACUUUUGUUCCGUCGCUAGAAUGUAUACAUGUUGCUGAGAAGCCUCUUCGAGCCUUUCUACUUGCAUACUGCCAUCCAAAGAAAUAGCACCCGGUCCAGCACAUUGAGAAUCUUCAUUCGGAUGACAACUUUUAUUUCUCAUCAGCUCUAGCGGCCAGUGCCGCACAGUUAGCCCUCAUGCCGUCCCAUUAUCGCGAGCUCCUCCCCGCACCGGCCCGGAGAUCAGACAGUCCAAGAACAAGCGACGGCGAGAACGAGAAAAGCGCUCUAGAAAAACGCAAAGGUAAACUAGUCAAGAUCGCGUGUCGUGUGUGCCAGCGCAGGCGAGUUAAGUGCGAUGGACAACGUCCAGGGUGUUCGACCUGCAACAAGCGCGGAGAGACUUGUGUGUACGACUUCGACGCAGCCGCGGACACGACACGAUACCAGGCGCUGAGAAACAAGCAUCGCGAGCUAGAGCUCUACUGUAAUCAGAUCGCUGAGGUUCUGGACUUUCUUCGAAAUCGGCCUCGACCGGAGGCUUUGGCAUUUUUAGAGCAGAUCCGCAGAGGUGACUCGCUGGAGGAACUGCAGAGAUCCGUGAAGGAUGAGACUAUUUUGGCUGGCAUUUCCCCCCCAAGCUCCCUCGAGCGGACGGUAGAUGAGAUUAGCACAAAGGACGCCCAUGAGAGGAUAAAUCUCCCUCCGCUCAUGGUUGCCAUCGCAUCCGUUGACAUGGAACGAGAAGCAUACACUCAGGGUCCCAGCCCGUGGGGACCACGUACACCGACAGGGAGUGCCAACUGGCUACGACAGUGACGCAUCAGCAUCCAGCAUAGCGAAAAAAAAUUGAAAUCGUUUGUUGCGCUGAGAUACCAGUAGAGUGUUCAGGAACAAGAUUUUGUAUUGUUGAAACUCGAAUCGAGCAUGAUUUGACAGUUCUUACACACUGACUGUACUCCAAAGAAAAUGCAGCCAAGAUCUGGGAGAUAUUGAGCUGCUGGGGCGGCCGUUUCGAUAGUGCUCUCAUAAAACUCAAUGUUGGAACUACCAAAUGAACGAUGUGAUUUUUUUUUUUGGAUUAGCUCAUCGGAUCAACGCGUGCAUAAAGACCUUGAAGAUUUUGAGCGUGUUUGGCACAGCGAGCGUUAGCAGUGUCUCUUCAACAGCUGUUUUUAGAGUAUCCACACGAUUGAAUCAGUUUUCCAG